Musca domestica (house fly) is the source of this 414-nucleotide messenger RNA. RefSeq names its product cuticle protein 70, isoforms A and B. The transcript is spliced from 3 exons. The record is from RefSeq and is a predicted model, not a curated record. The coding region runs from base 1 to 414 and encodes 137 amino acids. NCBI's taxonomy places the organism in Eukaryota, Metazoa, Arthropoda, Insecta, Diptera, Muscidae.
AUGUUCAAAUUCGCCGUUGUCAUUUUCGCCAUCAUUGCCUGUGCUGCUGCCAAGCCUGGUUUGGUUGCUCCCUUGGCUUACACUGCUCCUGCCGCCCCUGGUUUGGUUGCUCCCCUGGCUUACACCGCACCCGCUGCUGUUGUUGCCGCUGCCCCAGCUCCAUUUGUCACCGCCACCAGCAGCCAAUAUGUUGCCCGUAACUACAAUGGCAUUGCCACAGCCCCAGUUGUUGCGCCCGUUGCCGCCCCUGUUGUUGCCAAGACACUCGCCGCUCCAGUAGCUGCCGCUUACACUGCUCCUGUUGCAGCUGCCUACUCUACCCCUGUUGUUGCCAAAUACGCCGCCACCUAUGCUGCUCCAUUCGCCUACUCUGCUCCCUUGACCUAUGCUGCUCCAGCUCCAGUUUUGUUGUAA